This is a messenger RNA of Lycium ferocissimum, 1592 nucleotides long. RefSeq names its product auxin-responsive protein SAUR68-like. Bases 472 to 918 code for a protein of 148 amino acids. Gene Ontology annotation, biological process: response to auxin. The transcript has a single exon. Lineage: Eukaryota; Viridiplantae; Streptophyta; Magnoliopsida; Solanales; Solanaceae. The record is from RefSeq and is a predicted model, not a curated record.
UGUUGACAAAUUUUACUCAAAAGAUACAUUGACUUUAAUGAUGUGGUUUUGUAACACAAGAAGCCAAGAUGACAAUUAAAAGAUCCCUUAUCUACACGACCAAGAUGGGAGCAGCACAUGGUUUUGCCUUCUACCAGAAAUUCUUCAUUCAAUGGUUUCAAAUUACUGGCACUGGUGUGAGCUGAUAGCUUAACUAAUAGGUCCAAUUUGCUGCCAACCAAAGUGAAGAGAUGAACUUAUCACCAAUUUAUGGCCCCAUGUUUACAUGAACAACAGGCAUCAGCACAUGGCUUUCCUCUUAUUGUUAGUAGCAAAACUUCAUCUCUAACUACAAAGCCUGUCUACAACCUCUUGUAUAAAUAAUCCCCCUUUCAUGAGUCUUUCAUCCUAAAACAAGCAUUAUCACUUCUGUCCUUAAGGUCCCUUAAAUUUCUAGUUUUAUUUCUUGUUUUACAAUCUUCCAGAGAAGAGAUGAUGCUCAGUAAAAAGAAACUCAUCACCAUGGUCAAGAGAUGGCAAAAGUUCGCCGCCAAGCAGAGGAAGAGGAUUUCAUUUCCAAGAAAUGAAACUAAUACAGACAGUUGCAGUACAUCCUCAUCCUCUAUAGUUGAAAAAGGCCACUUUGUAGUCUAUACAAUUGAUCAAAGGCGCUAUGUGUGUCCCUUGGCUUACCUUGAAAAUGAGGCCAUUGCGCAACUUCUAAACAUGUCUGAAGAAGAGUUUGGGCUACCAAGUGUUGGCCCUAUUACAUUACCCUGUGAUUCAGCCUUCAUGGACUACAUCAUUUCGCUAAUAAAGAAAGACAUAGCUGUUGGAGAUCUUCACAAAGCAUUGUUCCUCUCAAUUCCUUCAUGUUGUUGCACUUCAACUUCUUAUUUGCACCAAGAAAGUGGAAACCAACAGAUUCUUGUUUAUUGAGUCAUUGACAUCAUGUUCUGUAAAUGAUAGCUCAAAAUAGAUUGUAUAGCAGGUGAAAAAUAGACAACUGAAACAUUUUAUUGUUACAGAUGGAAUAGAGCUUUAACAUUCUCAUCUUGGGGUAGUACUGCCAUUUUAAUGCAGGCAAUCAACUUUGUCCAUCAAAACUUACAGAUAUACGAACCACGCCAACACAAGUCUAAAUGACAUGGAAAUUCAUUGUAAAGAGUUCAAACAAAGUGAAAUCAUAAAAUGUUCCUCUUUCAGAUUCUCUUUGCAGUUAAAUUUCAUACUUGAUCAAUAUAGAUUGAAGAAAGCUGCAAAUUUCAACAACCAUUUAGAAAGUAUAACAAAUCUCAGUGGUUAUUCCUAAUUCCUACAGGACAUUAAUUGAGCCACCAUUUUAAUUUUUUGUUUCUGGUGACAGGUCAUUCAAAUCCAAAUGUAUAAAUGGAUCCUACCAGUUUUCCUCAGGCCACAAUACCAGAGCCUGAGUCUUGAGAGAUGGAGACAUGGUCCCCAAUGUAUCAAGAUUUUACAUGUGUAAUUUCAAUUAGCUUAUAACUUGGAUGUAACUAAGUCAUAAUAUCAGGAGACAUUGCAAGACAAACCACCUGUUGAAAUCAAAAAGACUUACAAGACCAUGGUCUACAAUAUGCUUAGUGGAAAUGAAG